AUGCGGAAACUGGUUGCCUUGCUUGUGCCCCUGGUCGCCGUCGCCACGACCUUGGACGGGCCUGCCUGUCUGAGCGAAGCUUCAGAGGCAGCUGCAAGUGCAAGAGACCGAUCGAUGAGAUGCCUCCGCCGAGCACAGAAGGUGCUGCAAACUGAUGCCGUGGACGAGGACGUCUGUAUUGUCGCGAUGGAGAUACGGAGAUGUGAGAUGGAGCUGGAGAAGCUGAAGCAUGAGAAGGACAUGAAGAGGAGGAGGCUUGAGAAGAAGUUGCUGAAGAUGAGGCAUCAGUGGGACAAGGAAAAACGGGUCGUUAACUACUACAGGUGGCGGCUAUCCUCCGCCACCCAAAGAAAUGUGCUGGAGUGUCUGUUGAGCGAAGCCGUUGACAUGGCGGCGAGCAGGAAGAAGGAGAUCAAGUCUGUGCUGGAGGCAUUACCUGCGAAGGAAGUGAAGGAGAUGCGGGAGGGGAUGCUAUCCCUGGUUGUGAUGUACCAGCAUCUCGUCAACAACGAAGAGCUUCGACGGGCCGUGUUGGGGGAGAUCGGCAUACCCGAAGAUGUCGUCAUGCCUCAGCUCCGCGGCUCCGAGCAUGUGCAUGGACCUGUGCUGGAGUAUGUGAAGCAUUACCGUGCAUCAGCGGGGAGGAGGGAAGUGUUUGUAUGCAAACAAGCAUGCAGGGAAGAGAUCAGGUUCUUCCGGGAGGUAGGGCGGGCGUAUGAUACGAGCUUGGUCUUGUACUCGGUGCACGAUGUCGGCAGCUACAGGGCCUUGAAGCAAGCGGAGGCUGUCAUGAGCGGUGCCGAGCAGCAGAAGGACGAGACUGACGAGUGA
Molecule: messenger RNA, 831 nt
Organism: Guillardia theta CCMP2712
Lineage: Eukaryota; Cryptophyceae; Pyrenomonadales; Geminigeraceae
Exons: 2
Coding region: 1-831 (276 amino acids)
Source: RefSeq, a predicted model, not a curated record